Messenger RNA from Penicillium olsonii, 1122 nucleotides. NCBI's taxonomy places the organism in Eukaryota, Fungi, Ascomycota, Eurotiomycetes, Eurotiales, Aspergillaceae. The record is from the annotation of a GenBank genome assembly.
AUGAAGACAUUCGCUUCCCUGGCAUUGCUCGCCGUGGGCGCCACAUCGCAGAUUAUCGAAAGCUCCAGCUUUGGCACUGGUAAAACUGUUGCCCAGUCGGAGUGGACUGCAGAGUUUCAAUUCCGUGCCAGUGGCCCUGAAAGAGCUGGGGGAAUCCUGCAGUUAUGGUACACCAAAGAUGGCCAGGCCCGGAUUGGCACCUCGAGCAUCUACACGGCGGGUCCAUUUGAUGGUUUUGCCCUGGUCGUUGAUACGCAUGGUGGACGUGGCGGCAGUGUUCGAGGUUUCCUGAAUGACGGUACCACCGAUUACAAAAGCCACAACAGCCCCGACGCUUUAGCCUUCGGUCACUGCGAUUACUCCUACCGCAACCUUGGUCGUCCCUCUGUCUUUAAGAUCAAGCACACCAACUCCAUCCUCGAAGUGACAAUUGACGGUCAACCCUGCUUCUCUACCAACAAGGUCGCGCUCCCCGCUGGAAACACCUUCGGUAUCACAGCCGCCACCCCCGAAAACCCCGACUCCUUCGAAGUGUUCAAGUUCGUCGUCGAGUCCGCUACCAGCCAAGGCUCUCCUCAAGGAGUGCCUCCAGUUGUCAACCAGCAACAAAACCAAGCUCCUCCUCAACCCCAACUCCACGAUCCACCAAUGGCUCCAACUUCGGAUGUCUCGAUGGCAGGCCUCGCCGCCCAAAUCGUCGACCUCGGUGGUCGCCUCCAGCUUAGCAACAAAGCAAGCAGCACCAUCAUCCAAGAAAUGAAGAACCAAGCCGCAAAGGGAGAUUCGCGCCAUGCAGAACUCCUGAAGACCCUCAUCACAAAGGACCAGUUCAACGCACUGGACAACAGACUGGCUCACAUCGAGCAGCUGAUGACCACUAUCGUGCGCGAUCUCGGUGACCGGGACUACAGCAGCCGUUUCAACCAGCUGCACGACACCCUGCGCUCUUCCCAUGUGAGCCUGAGCGAGAACCUGCAGGGCCACCUCUUGAACGUCAUUACGGCGUCGAGCCCUCGCAUGGGCUUUUUCCUGUUCCUGGUCAUCGCUUUCCAGGUGCUGCUUGUGAUCACAUAUGUGAUCUACAAGCGUCGUCGGGCUAACAUGCCCAAGAAAUUCCUGUGA